This is a messenger RNA of Fusarium oxysporum Fo47, 513 nucleotides long. RefSeq lists its product as uncharacterized. NCBI's taxonomy places the organism in Eukaryota, Fungi, Ascomycota, Sordariomycetes, Hypocreales, Nectriaceae. The record is from RefSeq and is a predicted model, not a curated record. The annotation marks the transcript as partial. The transcript is spliced from 3 exons.
AUGGCUAGCAUUUUUAGCAACCGUCUCAAAUUGCCGCUUCAUCUUGUGGAGCUACUCUUGAUCUUUUCAGUGCUGAUCUUGUCGGUCGUACGAAUGCUGAAGCUGCCAAAGAAUGCCCCUAGGGGUCGAUCAAAUACUAUGGCACUGGGAAUGAGCGCGAAAUCCCUUAUCAUUCUGUUAUAUCAACUGUUAUCAGAACAUCUACAAGCAUUCAAAAAGUGGUCCAGCCUCAAAGCCUAUGUUAUUCUCAACGCACUUGAGAUCGUGUUCUGGGCUGCAGUCGCGUUUAUGAUGAUCCAAGCAAAUCUCAAGUUCUGCGAAGGUUUUACUUGCAUACUUACCUGGAUCGUUUGUGUUCUCGGCGUGGUCAUGAGCAUAGUCGCUUCUUACCUGACUGUCAUCACUUGGUUGGACUUCAGGCACUUCCGUGCUCAUGGAACCCACCGCGGUCGACGUUUUGAAGCCCAUCACGUCAAGAUACAGUCAACCGGCAAUUCGACCGACAACAUUGCG